Molecule: messenger RNA, 1893 nt
Organism: Ricinus communis (castor bean)
Lineage: Eukaryota; Viridiplantae; Streptophyta; Magnoliopsida; Malpighiales; Euphorbiaceae
Product: protein DNA-DAMAGE INDUCIBLE 1
Exons: 16
Coding region: 269-1510 (413 amino acids)
Biological process (GO): proteolysis
Molecular function (GO): aspartic-type endopeptidase activity; protein binding
Source: RefSeq, a predicted model, not a curated record
AAGAAGAGAAAAAAAAAAAACAUCCAACAGAGAAUUAUCUUCUUUUAAAGCUACUUAAAAAUUAAAAUUAAAAGAAAAAUAAAAUAAAAUAAAAACUCCAGAAGCUCUCUGUUUAUCUUAAAAUACAUAUUACCGUCAACAAUAAUAUCGACAAAACAAAAAGCUUUCUUCUUCUUCUACAAGAAAAAGAAGGGAUUAAACACAACACGAAAACACAGCCAACUCAAACAGAGAUCCGAACAGGAAACGAAAAGUAAAGAAAAGAAAGAUGAGAAUCACUGUAAUGACGGCUGAUGAACAGAUCAUAUCUUUAGAAGUCGAUCCUCAUGAAUCUGUUGAGAACGUGAAGGCUCUGCUCGAAGUGGAGACACAAGUGCCGCUGCAGCAACAGCAGCUUCUAUAUAAUGGGAGGGAAAUACGGAAUAAUGAGAAAUUGAGUGCAUUGGGUGUUAAAGAUGAGGAUUUGUUGAUGAUGGUAUCUGGUGGUGGUGCUGCUGUUGCUCCGUCUAGUGCACCAGCAAAUGAUUUGAGCUUCAAUGCUGAUGGAUCUGCUGUAAAUCCUGGGGCUUUCCAACAGCAUAUUCGAAAUGAUUCUAAUCUGAUGGCUCAACUAUUUCAGACUGAUCCAGAACUUGCACAAGCUCUUCUUGGAAAUGACCUCAAUAGACUUCAGGGCCUCUUACGGCAACGAAACCGCCAAAGAUCUGAAUUGCGGCGCCAACAAGAGGAGGAACUUGCCCUUCUUAGUGCAGAUCCUUUUGAUGUUGAGGCACAAAAGAAAAUUGAAGCUGCCAUUCGUCAGAAAGGAAUUGAUGAAAAUUGGGCAGCUGCCUUGGAAUACAACCCUGAAGCUUUUGCUAGGGUGGUCAUGUUGUAUGUUGACAUGGAAGUUAAUGGCGUGCCCUUAAAGGCAUUUGUUGAUAGUGGUGCUCAGUCCACAAUAAUAUCAAAAAGCUGUGCCGAGCGAUGUGGAUUGCUUAGGCUUUUGGAUCAACGUUAUAGAGGCAUUGCUCGUGGAGUAGGUCAAUCUGAGAUAUUAGGUCGGAUACACGUAGCUCCAAUAAAGAUUGGGAGUAUAUUUUACCCUUGCUCUUUCUUGGUGCUAGAUUCUCCCAAUAUGGAAUUUCUUUUUGGGCUUGAUAUGCUUCGCAAGCACCAGUGCAUUAUUGAUUUGAAGGAGAAUGUUUUGAAAGUUGCCGGUGGAGAAGUUUCUGUACCAUUUUUGCAAGAGAAAGACAUUCCAUCUCAUUUUCUGGAUGAAGAGAGUCAUAAAGAAGCAUCCAGUUCUGGAAACCCAGUAACUUCAGGAACAGUGGAUAAGAAGGCUAAUGCAUCUGCAGGAGGUCAAUCUUCUGGAGUUGCACGGGGUAGUGUAACACAGGGACCUGAUUUUGAAGCAAAAGUUGCAAAGCUCGUCGAGCUAGGGUUUGGAAGAGAUGCAGUGGUACAAGCUCUUAAAUUAUUCGAAGGAAAUGAAGAACAGGCUGCUGGAUUCCUUUUUGGUGGUUGAAGACCAACUCAAUAUUCUUAAUAUGCUCAUUCAUUGUGGGAAUAAUAUUUGAUUCCACCGACAAAUUUUACAGAUUAAAAAUUAGUGUACCCAUUUGCAAACUAAUUUUUUUUUUUUUUUUCCUUUUUGGCAAUUCAAAGGGAAGUAAAUUAAACAGUUCCAUAUUUUAUUCCUUCCCUCUAUUUACUUAUUUUAUUCAAUGUUAACAACGACUGUCUUCUGACAGUUAAACUUUUCCUUGGAUUGUAAAGAAAUUUAGUUUUUGAUACUCCGGAUGCGCAAAUUCUGCAAUAACACUAGUAGAAUGAGGCUGUCCUUAUUCCUGAUUAGAUUGUAUCCCAAAAACAAGAAAAAUUGAGUUAAGUCGAGUUUUGACUAAUGUA